This is a messenger RNA of Cuculus canorus (common cuckoo), 6726 nucleotides long. RefSeq names its product zinc finger protein 366 (gene ZNF366). Gene Ontology annotation, cellular component: chromosome. The transcript is spliced from 6 exons. Gene Ontology annotation, molecular function: RNA polymerase II cis-regulatory region sequence-specific DNA binding; chromatin insulator sequence binding; DNA-binding transcription factor activity. Gene Ontology annotation, biological process: regulation of transcription by RNA polymerase II. Bases 319 to 2517 code for a protein of 732 amino acids. NCBI's taxonomy places the organism in Eukaryota, Metazoa, Chordata, Aves, Cuculiformes, Cuculidae. The record is from RefSeq and is a predicted model, not a curated record.
ACAUUGUGGAGGGAAGGGAGGCAGCUCCAGCUGCCCUGCUCCCGCUCCUGCUCCUACUGGGGCACCUGGGCUGUGCUUCCACCCAGGAAAGCCUUCUGCUCCCACCCUGUGUGAACGAACUAUUGUAAAGGAUUUGCUUCACUCUCUACCUGGUGUCUUUCUUCAAGAUUUUCCAUAGGAAGAAGUGAUGUACCCUAAAUUCAGUCCGAUUUCUGGGCUUCGCUCCACCAUGUCUGUAGCCCUGGACAGUGGAAUGAACCCAUACACCCAGUGAAAGCAGACGAAGGAGUUUGGGCAGCACAGAAAAAAGCAAAUACAAUGAAGAAUGAAGAAACGAGUUUUAAUGUGGACAGUACCCAAGCCUCUCCCUUCUCCUGCUGCCUGCAGCCACUGAGCACUGUUACAAAGCCGCAUAGAACAACGUCAUUCGGUGAAGAGUUCAGACCACACCUCUCACAUUUCCACUAUGGCCCUCCUCCUCUUGGAGAGAUGGAAACAUUCCAGGGGUCCUUGGAAGGAGGGUCUCGGAAACGCAAGAGCAUGCCAACGAAAGUACCUCCUUCUAUAACCCUUGAGGGUUCCUCGUCACCCCCAGAGAGACUUGAAGAUCACAAUGACAUAGGCUCUUCUAGUCUUCCCUUGGUGUUCCCACAGCCAGCACAGCCCAAGUACAGUUCCCAGAUGAUUGAUCUCUGCAGCUUUGGAUUUCAGUUCUACAGAACCCUAGAGCACUUUGGACCCAAGCCCAUUAAGCAAGAACCAGUGAAAUCUAAUGUGGCAUGGUCCAGUAGCCCAGCAUUCAUGCAGGGUCCUUACCCUUUUUAUCCUAAAGUCCACCCUGCCUUAAUGUUUCCUUUUAUUGUGCCACCAAACUUUCAUUUCAGAAACCCGUUUCAAAUGAAAAGAUCUCCAGAGCCGCACUUCCAAAGAGCUGAAGCCAGAGAAAGUGGUGAAAAUAAGCAGAAAGUGGAAAGAGUAGAUGUCAACCUUCAGAUAGAUGACAGUUACUACAUUGAUGUUGGGGGUGAACAGAAACGCUGGCAAUGUCCCAUGUGUGAGAAGUCAUAUACGUCCAAGUACAAUUUGGUCACCCAUAUUUUGGGGCACAGCGGCAUUAAGCCACACGCUUGCACUCGAUGUGGCAAGCUUUUCAAGCAGCUGAGCCACUUGCACACACAUAUGUUGACACACCAGGGCACUCGACCUCAUAAGUGCCAGGUGUGCCACAAGGCUUUCACUCAAACCAGUCACCUUAAGAGACAUAUGAUGCAACACAGUGACAUCAAGCCCUAUAACUGCAGGAUCUGUGGCAGAGGUUUUGCCUACCCCAGUGAGCUGAAAGCACAUGAGUCCAAGCAUGAGAGUGGCAGAGAGAACAUUUGUGUAGAGUGUGGUCUUGACUUCCCAACUCUGGCCCAGCUGAAAAGACACUUAACAACCCACCGUGGCCCUAUACAGUACAAUUGCACGGAAUGUGAUAAGACCUUCCAGUACCCUAGUCAGCUGCAAAACCACAUGAUGAAGCACAAAGAUAUCCGCCCAUACAUCUGCACUGAAUGUGGCAUGGAGUUUGUGCAGCCCCACCAUCUCAAGCAACACUCUCUAACUCACAAGGGUGUGAAAGAGCAUAAAUGUGGAAUCUGUGGCCGGGAAUUUACUCUGCUGGCCAACAUGAAGCGACACGUCCUGAUCCACACCAAUAUCAGAGCCUAUCAAUGCCAUUUGUGCUUCAAGAGCUUUGUGCAAAAGCAGACUCUCAAGGCCCACAUGAUUGUGCACUCUGAUGUCAAACCCUUUAAAUGCAAGCUCUGUGGAAAGGAAUUUAAUAGAAUGCACAAUUUAAUGGGACACAUGCACUUGCACUCAGACAGUAAGCCUUUCAAGUGCCUCUACUGUCCCAGCAAAUUCACCUUGAAGGGGAACCUAACCAGGCACAUGAAAGUCAAACAUGGGGUCAUGGAAAGAGGAUUUCAUUCUCAAGGUUUUGGAAGAGGAAGAAUUGGUCUGUCCCAGACAAAUGUCUUGAGAAACUUGGAACAGGAAGAGCCCUUUGAUCUUUCCCAGAAAAGCCAAGGGAAGGGAAUCUCAUUUCACUCAGAUGGCGAGAGUGCCAAGGGAAGCUCAUGUCAGGAAGAAGAGGAAGACAACUGCUAUGAGGCAGAGCAGUACAGCCCUGCCAUGUACAACCAUGAUGACAACAAGCUGUAUGUGGCUCAAGAUCUGUCCAGCAAACCUGAGUGCAUGAUGAGUGACUUCAAAGAGUCCCACUGCAAUGAGAAGGAAGAAGUGCUAAGUGAGAGAGGACUGGAGAAGAGAAUAGAAAAGUCGGACAAACAGGAGGGCCAAGGUGAGAGAGACCUUGCAAACAACAAAGAGCACGUCAGCUUUAGAUCUUUUGAAAAGGCCAGACUUGGGCACUCUCUCUCUGAUUACUUGUAUUUCAAGCACAGAAACAAAAGUUUGAAAGAGUUGCUGGAAAGAAAAAUGGAAAAACAAACAAUGCUUAUGGGCAUUUAAAAUGAACACUUUAAACCUAGUGGAAAAUGGGGAUCAGAUAGAUUUUAAUAUGCACUGUAAUUUACCAAAUCCUGGAAUUUUGUAAUAGUCUUUAGAAAUAAACAAACCAAACUAAUAAAAACAAUUUAACGUAAAACAGAUACAUUAAAAGUAUAAAGCAGUUCAAGGUCACCAAGAAAUGCAAUAGAUAUUGAACAAUAACAUUUUUAUACUUAACCAUUUGAUGUGUAAGCAGACAAUGGGGUAGGUACAGAAGUUUAUUUUUCCUUUAUCUGGGGUGGUAGAGACUUAUACACAAUUUCCUAGCUAUAAAAAAGCAACAUACUUCAGCUUCUGAUUUAUUAUGAGACUAAAUAUAUAUGAACACUUCUAACCAUAGGUCUCAAAAAAAUUGAAAAUACUAAGUAUUUCACAGUAUAAGCAAUAGUAUUAUUAAAUAUAGCGUGCAUGAAAGUGCAGUCACCCUUAGAACUAACAUGGUUCAAACGCUUUCAUUUACUGAAAUGACUGUUAGUCCAACAAUUUACAGUGAGAAACAGAAAGCAAAUUAAGAAGAAAUACCAAUGCCUUGUGAGAUAACAAAGCAUAGCUCUGUAAGGCUUUUAAAGGACCGGUAUUUAUUGUAGUCUCAGAAGGUUUUCCUCUGGCACAGAGGAAGAUCAUGAUUUGCUGUGUUUCAGUCAGUAUAGGAGCAUUCAGCAAUUCUUUAAGUGAAGUAGUAUGGGCUGUGUAGACAUUUUGUUCUACAGUCUGCUCAGACUAAUACGUCUAGUGAGCAGCAACAGCAUCUAGCAUUUGCAGGUCUUGCUGUAAUUACACAUAAAGCAAUGUGAGUAAUUUCAUUGAGAAAAUGAUACAAUUUUGCCCUUCAUCCCUUCAGUUUAUCUUGGCUAGCAAGGAUGAUUUUGAAAUACACAGGUCUGAUCAGAUUUUAUUUUAGAAGGUGUGCCAAAAAAGAGCCCUUAGAGCAGAAGCGACACCUCACAGAGGAAAACUGAUUUUGGAUUUCCUUUUAUAGGACUAGGAAACUGUCCUUUAUCAACAUGACUUGACCAUUUCAAAAGAAUUCCACUCAUGCUGUUUUUACUGAGUCAUUCUCAGCUUCUUAUCCUCUAAUUCCCAUAUAACGAUAUGUUCAUAUCAAAGAUGCUAAAAACAUAUUCCAGUAAGCACAUUCCUUUAAUUGCAUGAAUAGUUUGACCAGCACCUUAAUUCCUGCAUCUUCAAGACAGACAGCAAACAGCCCCAUACCAUCCUAUUGCUUACAAGGAAAUAAAAAUUUAGUAAGUCAUUUAAUUAGUCUCAUGUCAUUCUGUCAUGUCAGCUCAAAAGUUUAAAAUACAUAUAUAUGGUACAUCUUUUCCAAAUAUUACUACCUUCUUCACUCACCUGCCAAGUACUUGGUUUUAAAUACCUUGCUAUCAUGUUCAAUAUAUAGCGAGUGAUAAUUCAAUAUGGUUAUAUACUUACAGCUUGCUAAAGCUAGAGUCAUGUAGCUGCAGCUCACUGCUGUUAUAAGGAACCACCCACCUUAGAGAACUAAUGAUUCUCAGACACACCAGUGAAUUGGCAUUCACAGGACACCAGGCACCAGCCCUUAUCCAUCACGUAAAACUGGGUUUGUGUAGUCCAAGGUUAACUAAUGUGGGUUCGUUUUUCAGGGCUCCAGCACGGCAAAAUAAAGACUCUGAAUGUAGAGCAGGAAAAGGUGUUCAUUAAAGAAGCAGUAAAAUAUGUGUGACUCUUCUAAAUGUAAUUAACUCUAUAGCUGAUGUAAGUAUUUUCUUUUUAAAUAAAAAGAAUAUAUUAAAUUGAAGUGGGAUGUAGGUCACUUUUGGCCUGGAAUUAAUGAUGUUUUUCAAAAUGAGGUGUACUUCAGAGAUACACAGCCACGUUUUUAAGUUAUGAACUCUUCUAUCAUACACACAGAACUUCCUUGGUUCCAAUAGCUUCUAGGCAAUAUCUUGUCUCUACCAGACAAAAGCUAUUUGAGAAUGUAUACAGCCAGGAGCUGAAAGCCGCAGACUUGUAGAAAUGUCUCUCUCAAGGUGGCAUAAUUUCAAGCUGUGUAUGAUUCAGGGCCAGUCCGCUCCACUUUGCAGCCAUAUUAGAUCCUAUGAUAAGAAGAAUAAGCAAGGAAACGGGAACCUGGCUGCAAUUUCUAGAAUGGUGAUCAUGAGGGUGAGUUGAAGUCUGCAGUUCAGAGUUCCCUUAGAGACAUCAUAAGGGAAAGUGACAGGCACGUCCUUAGGAAAGGAAAUGACUAUGAACAGUUCUGGGUUGUCUGCAUGGUUAACCCAAACACUUUCAAUCACACAGUCAUUGCAGCUACUAUAUCCACUUUUACAAACUCACUUCUCAUUUGAGCAAAAGCAACUCACAACCACAUACCACCAGGUGGAAAGCAGAGGCCCCAGAAUGGCUGUGUUAUUUGGGAAAAAACUGCAAUAUGAAUACCUUUUCUUGAAUCCUUCCUAGAAAGCAAAGAAUAUUCCUUUAGAAUGAGGCCUUGAGACUGUGCCCAGUCACAUAGUCAUACUAAGCUAAUUCACAAACACCCAAGGCUAAUUCAUGUUAGAAUAUUAAAGAACUCAUCUAAAAUAGUAAAUCACUAGUCAGAGCAAUUACAAACAAAACUAUUACUGUGAUAAGGAGACAGUACCAAGUGACCUAAGCAAAGAGAUUAGGGGAUGAUAGUUCUCCUUACUGCAGAACAUAAUGUGGCUGGGUCUAAGAUACUUGUUACGAAGAGGCCCCAAGGGACAAAUUUAAAGUGAAGUAACAGCUUUCAUUGUGAAACACCUUGCUUUUCAAACAUAAGUUAUUUUCAAGCUAUUUACGUUGGCAGUGUUUUGGGAACAGACAGUAACAGCCUUUGCUUUUUAAUAGCUUUGAAAAUGCUUCAUAGAUAUUUGCUUUCAUAAUGAAGUUAUUUCCCCUUUCUAAUUUUCGAGGGAAUAGCUUCCUUGUUUUGCUUUGGAUAGAGGUUCAGAAGUCCUGUAGAGAUAUUGCCUGUGUCCUGGACUUUGGAGGAUAAAUUUUCUUUUUUUCUCCUUCCUAAUCUGAGUCUAUCUACCUUCGUCUUGAUAUGUUGUGGAAAAAAAUGUAUUUAUCUGACUUUUCUCUGUUAUUGGGUUUUAAGCUUGUCGUAACACAUGAAAUAAAAGCCCAAUCUCCACCACUUCUAUAUUAAAUUACAUCCAUGCCAUUUCCCUGUAUUAUUAUAUGAAGCCUAAUUUCAUCUUCUUGGAUCAGAGCAAGUAAGAGUGGCCACAAACUCAUACAGCCGGGAUGCUCUACAAACUCCUGCUAACUUAGAUACUUCAAGAAGCCCUGCUCAGGAAAGGUAAAUUGGCCACAUCAUAAUGUGUCUGGACAAGUGAAGGCAAGUAGUUUUUUAAAUUAGAGGCGUUUAUGCUGUUAAGGGCAGCACGGAGAAUUCUACAAGACACUGUACAGAACAGAGGAGGUGGAUGAAAAGUAAAAAGUUGGGUUACUAAAACCUGGGGGGUAAAGAAACAUGAAGUAUUGGAGGAGAAAGUGAAAUCUUAGGUAAUCCUGGAACAAGGGGUUUUGAGUCUAGACAUCAGGACUCGGCCAUCCCUCAUGAAUUUGAGUUCUUCUGGCUGCUGGGUAGCCUCCACUCUAUGACAAAGACAGGAUCUCUGUGUUCAGCAGCUCAAAGGAUAAAACAUUUUAUGAUAUUAUUAUAAUAGAAUUUCAUCCUGUGCCAUGUCCAAUAAAGCAAGUUACUGGAAAGAGCAAGUAAUGUUACAGCACCCACCUUUUUACAACUCUGUCCUGGUCUAAUAGCUAGUCUCUGAUUUAUCUCUUCAUAUGGUGCUGCAGGGCUCUGCUAUUAGGAGUCUACAGUUCAGAAGUAAUAUGAGUAGUAUAUUUAUUAUUCCAAGAAGUUUUAAAUAAUUAUUAACAGUUUUUGAAAAUAAGUCAUGUCUGCUUUGCUGAACAAGAUGUAACAGAGCUAACAUUUCGUACUGCUAACAUAUUUUGCAAAUAACUUGGUGUAUGUUUACCUCACGUAGAAUAUUGGUUUCCUGUUUAAAGCCUCAGCUCAAAAAAAAGGAUCAACUAUCUGUGAAUAUUAAGCUUCUGGAUUUCUCUUUCAGUUGUAAAAGCAUGUAUGAUGUAUUGUAUUAAUUUAAGCGAAUAAAUAUGUACUGGAAAAGCUGCCCUACUUUGCAUUCAAAU